AUGGUUUUUAAAAGUUGGAUGGUGGGGUAAAAAAUCCGGACUGCGUAUAAAUCCGGACUCCUUAUGAAGUACGUUAUCACAUUCCCUAGUAAGUAAUGAGGAAGUGAAGUCCCAAACGGCUGGAAAGGCUCGGAAGCUGAUCCCCGAAGCAGUUAGCACGCCAAGACACGGCGGAGAAUACUUACAGGGCUCCCUAGCAAAAGUAGGCGAAGAGGAGAAGAGAAGACCAGCACGUUUUCAUAACAGCCUUCCUAUUGGUCUCUUCCGACGACAUACCCAAAUCUCACUUCUUCAUCCAUCACUUCACGACCAUACCUACUUCUCACUCGCCCAUUUACUCAGUACUGAUUCUUCUCCAGCUGUGGUACCACCACGACUUCACGAGUGUAUCAUUGAGGAGCAAGACUCGUGA
Molecule: messenger RNA, 412 nt
Organism: Hymenoscyphus albidus
Lineage: Eukaryota; Fungi; Ascomycota; Leotiomycetes; Helotiales; Helotiaceae
Source: the annotation of a GenBank genome assembly